Molecule: messenger RNA, 853 nt
Organism: Cotesia glomerata
Lineage: Eukaryota; Metazoa; Arthropoda; Insecta; Hymenoptera; Braconidae
Product: UPF0389 protein CG9231
Exons: 4
Coding region: 131-577 (148 amino acids)
Source: RefSeq, a predicted model, not a curated record
UAUAAAUAUCUAUGUACGUAUAAUUGUUAUAACAUAAUUAUUAUAAUUAUUAACUUGCUUUUAUUUAUUUAAUUUAUAAUUGUUGAUUAAAUAACAAAGCAAUCCAAAAUAUAACACGAAUUUCGGAAAAAUGUCAGGAUUUUUAAUUCGUGUACGUCCUUUUGUAAGAACUGUCAGAGGAUUUAGAACCAAUUCCAUUCUACGAAAUGUUAAACCAGAACCAUCAACCUCAGGAGCAAAGCCUCAGGAAGCAUCUGACGCUAAAUAUGUAAUUAAUGAACAUCAUCUUUCAAAUUUCGAAAAAAGAAUUCUGGUUUUCGCAAGAAAGUAUCCCAGUGUAAAAGAUGUACCUGAUAAAAUUUCGGCAGAGGUGAUGCAAAAUUGUAUGAGUAAAGCCCGAAUUCGCCUAGCUAAUUAUAUGAUGGCUUUAACAGCUCUAAGUUGUUUAACAAUUGUCAUUGUGGGUAAAUUGAAAAAGAAGGACAAAAUGGAAGAAAUGAAAGCCCAACAUGAUGACUUCCGCCGACAAAUAACGGCUGAGUUUAGAGAGAGUGUGAAACACGAUGCUAACAAAUAAUUAUUGUUUAUAGAAUUUUAUUAAAUUAUAGUAAGCAGGUUAAUAACAAUAAUUUUCAAUGUGCUACAAGUUAAUAAUAUAACUAUUUUUAUUCAAUGAAAACUAUAAAAAUUGAUCAUUUCUGCUGCAAUAUCCCUUUUUUGUGAUUUUAUAUAUUUACAGUGUAUGUUUUUUUAAAAAAAAUUGAUUUUAAGUUCUUUUACAAUGUACAUAUUUCAUUAGUUAUCUAACAUCAUUAUGUGGUUAUUAUCAAUAAAAUGUUUACUGGAGUUGCAA